Microthlaspi erraticum is the source of this 3138-nucleotide messenger RNA. NCBI's taxonomy places the organism in Eukaryota, Viridiplantae, Streptophyta, Magnoliopsida, Brassicales, Brassicaceae. The record is from the annotation of a GenBank genome assembly.
AUGGGCGAAGAAUCAGAAACCGCCUCCGCUUCCGCAGAUCGUCAUCUUCUCCAGAAAAUCGCCAAGAUCUUCAACGAGACUCGCACUUCGUACGCCACUCAUAACCGGAAGCUGAAGGAGCUAGCCACCAUCCGGUCAAAACUAUCUUCGUCUGAUGCCGAUGACUCCUCUUCGAUCCGUCAAUUCUCGUCGGCCUUCUUCAAAACCCUAACCCCUCUUUUCGUCGCGGCUCAACGGAGAACCGCAGCAGCAGAGCGUGUUGUGCGAUUCGUGGCGGAAUUCGCUUGCCUGCGUGGUAAUUCAGAUGGUGAUUCCGAUUGCGACGAGUUUCUGGGUGAAUUUCUCAAGUUUUUAGUUGCUGGGUCUGUGGCGGCGAACAGAAACGCUAGAUUCAGGGCGUGCCAGAUCAUUUCCGAGAUCAUAUUGAGGCUGCCAGAUGAGGUGGAAGUGGCGGAUGAGCUAUGGGAUGAUGUGAUAGAUUGUAUGAUGGUGCGUGUUCAGGACAAAGCUCCUGUCAUCCGUACUUUUUCUGUGAGGUCUCUUUCACGAUUUGUGAACGAUCCUGAGAACAGUGACAUUCUUGAUUUGCUCCUUGAGGUGCUUCCUUUGGAGCAGAAUCCGGAGGUACGCAAAACAAUUGUGCUAUCUCUGCCUCCUUCAAAUGCAACCACUCAAGCAAUUAUCGAUUGUACACUCGAUGUUAAUGAAUCAGUGCGCAAAGCUGCUUACUCUGUUCUAGCAAACAAAGUUCCUCUUCAGAGUCUGAGCAUCAAGCUUAGGACCACAAUUCUUCAGAGAGGGCUCACUGACCGUGCUGUAAAUGUUUCAAAGGAAUGUUUGAAGCUAAUGAAGGAUCAAUGGCUAUCUAACUGUUGCCAAGGAGAUCCUAUUGAAUUUCUCAAAUACCUUGACGUGGAGACCUAUGAAUCUGUAGCAGAAUCGGCUUUGGAGGUUCUGUUAAGUGAGGGACUGAUAAUGCCCGCUGAUGAUAAAAGCAUCCAGCAGUACAUAUUGUUAGCCGAUGGUGAAGCUAGAGAUGAGAGCUCAUGUUCUCCACCCAGCAUCCAACUUAUGGAGCCGGAAAUUGCUCUUUACUGGAGGAUUAUAUGCAGGAACUUACACAAAAGUGCUCAAGCAAAGGGUUCUGAUGCUGCUACUGCGAUGGGAGCUGAGGCAGCAGUUUAUGCUGCUGAAGCUUCAGAUGCAAAUGAUUUGCUGGAAAGAAUUCUUCCUGCAACAGUGUCUGAUUACGUUGCUCUAGUUAAAGCUCAUAUAGAAGCUGGACCGAAUCAUCACUUUGCUUCAAGGCAGCUAUUAUUGCUGGGCACAAUGCUUGAUUUCUCCGAUGCUAUGCUCCACAAGACUGCAAGUUCAUUUGUCCAGGAGCUACUCCACAGUCCUUUUGAGCAAGAAUUAGAUGAAGAUGGGAACAGUAUUGUAAUUGGAGAUGGUAUAAACCUUGGUGGUGAUAGAGCUUGGGCUGAUGCAGUAUCCAAAUUAGCUAAGAAAGUUCAUGCUGCCCCUGGAGAAUAUGAAGAGAUUAUACUUGUUGUUGUUGAAGAACUUGCGAGACCCUGUAGGGAAAGGACUGCAGAUUUCUUGCAGUGGAUGCACAUGCUUUCUCUGACGAGUCUUCUGUUGGAAAAUGGAAAAUCUAUCCAUUCACUGCAAGGGAAGGCUAUUGAACCAGAAGAGAUAUUGCAUGCUUUGUUGCUUCCUGGGGCAAAACACACACACUUGGAUGUACAGAGGAUUGCUGUAAAAGGCCUUGGUCUCUUUGGUUUGUUAGAGAAGAAGCCUAGCGAAGAGCUAGUAAGACAACUAAGGGUAGCUUUUUGUAGAAGUCCUCCUCCGAUUAGUAUCAUGGCUUCCAAGGCACUAGUUGAUCUUGGGAUGUGGCAUAGUCCAACAGAAGUUGACAAGGCAAUGGGACAAGAUCUCUCAUCACAGUUUGACGAUGAAAGCAUUGAUUUUGUACCUAUCGACUUGUCCAACGCCGAAGGAGAUUUGAACUUAAAGAUGCUCGAUCUCUUGUAUGCUGGACUUGAAACUGAUGACUGGAGAGCAUACACAGAGAGCAGUGAAAAUGAGUCGGUUAAAGCAACUAUCGGCGAGGGAUUUGCGAAACUUCUUCUUUUAGGAGAGAAGUACCCAAACUUGCCUCCAUCCUUUUAUCCUUUUGUCUUAGGUAAGCUGGUCGCAUUAUACUUCAGCGAGGAGUCAAAAGAACAACUGAGGUUCAAACAGUGUUUAUCUGUCUUCUUUGAGCACUAUGCCGCUCUCUCAGAAAAGCACAAGGGAUAUGUGUCAAAGGCUUUUGUUCCUCUGAUACGUUCAUUGUGGCCUGGGAUUGAUGGAAUCACUAAAAUGUCGUCAUAUGUUGUAUCAAAUCAACGUAAGCGCGCAGUCCAAGCAUCCCGAUUCAUCCUGCAGAUGAUGCAAACCCCUCUAUACAAAAAGGAGACAAGAGGUGGGCCUGAAAGCGCAGAAGAUUCUAUCCAGACUCCACUAGACCGUACAGAAGAAGGGUUAGCCAUACGCAUAGCCAUCGAGAUGGUAAGCUUCAAGGCGAAGAAGACUGCUGCUGAGAAGGCAUAUGUUUUAGCGCUGUGCAAGAUACUUGUGCUGCUCAAUCUGAAACCAUCUGAACAAAACGUGAUAAAGUUGAUGAGAAGGCUUUUAAGCCGAGUCGCGGAUUCUGUAUCCUCAGAGAAGGAGCUUCUUAAGGAAGUGAAACAGAUGCUUGACCAUCUCAAAUGUUUGGAUGCUUCUCCAAGCGAGGAGCUUUCACAAGAUGAAGCAAAUUCCAUCUUUGAAACGCUAGGAGUAAGUUACGACCUGGACAUCACUGCGCCUGCAACAGUGCCACAGACACCAGCUCCUUGCUCAACCAGACCAACUCGAUCAAGAAGACGAGUGAGGGUUGAAACAUCAUCUGAUGAAGAUGAACAAGUAGCAUCUCCUCCUCCACCUUCUGCUGCUACUAAUUUGAUGACCCGGUCACACCGAGCAAGCAAAGCCGCUGCGUUAGCCAAAAUGACUGCAAGCAGAAUGAAAUUGAGCGACGCAGAGGAAGAUGAUGAGGAAGAAGAAGAGGCAUCUGAUGUUACUGCAGAGGAUUCAGAUGAAUCUGAAUAG